Molecule: messenger RNA, 1243 nt
Organism: Capsicum annuum
Lineage: Eukaryota; Viridiplantae; Streptophyta; Magnoliopsida; Solanales; Solanaceae
Product: multiple organellar RNA editing factor 2, chloroplastic
Exons: 4
Coding region: 283-972 (229 amino acids)
Biological process (GO): cytidine to uridine editing; mitochondrial mRNA modification
Cellular component (GO): mitochondrion
Source: RefSeq, a predicted model, not a curated record
AGUAAUCACUAGACUAGUCCACUACCACCCAACCCCAACCCCAACCCCAUUUUAAGCCACCCAAUGCACUAAAGCUCUUGCUACGUACAAGUAUUAUUUUUAUGACUUGAUCUCAUAACCUCCUAAUCACGUAACAAUAACUUUACCAAGAUGGUACUAUGUAUCAAGAAGAAAAAAAAAGAGUAAUCACUAGUACCCCCAGCCCCCAACCCUUAUAUAACCCCCAUAAACCCUCAAACCCUCCCAACAAUCACCAACCAAAAAAAAAAAAGCUUCAUUACAAUGGCCUCCAAAAUCACCAGAUCUCUCUACACUUCUCGCUUUCUCUCUUCUUCCCUUCGCUUCCUCUCCUCCACCUCCUCCUCCUCAUCACCGUCCAUUUCUCACACUCCUAUCUCCACCGUCCGAUCUUCAUUUCUCUUCUCCCACUCUCUUUACCCUAAUUUCCCAAAACCGUUCAGUUUUAACCCGGUCCGGUUCCGUAUGAACCGGUCCGGUGGUAACUCCCCGUACACUCCAGGAACCGGUGACCGUGCUCCGACUGAAAUGGCGCCGUUGUUUCCCGGUUGCGAUUAUGAGCAUUGGCUUAUUGUUAUGGAUAAACCCGGCGGCGAAGGAGCUAGUAAACAGCAAAUGAUUGAUUGUUAUGUUCAAACACUAGCUAAAGUUGUCGGGAGCGAAGAGGAAGCAAUAAAGAAGAUUUACAAUGUCUCAUGUGAGAGGUACUUUGGUUUUGGGUGUGAAGUUGACGAGGAGACUUCUAAUAAAAUGGAAGGUUUGCCAGGUGUUCUGUUUGUGCUGCCCGAUUCCUAUGUCGAUCCUGAAUACAAGGAUUAUGGAGCUGAACUUUUUGUCAAUGGGCAGAUAGUUCAAAGAUCACCUGAACGACAGAGGAGAGUAGAGCCUGUCCCUCAGCGUAACGACAGAAUAAGACCCAAUAGAUUCAACAGGCGCAGAGAUAACAUGCGAUGAAUUAUAUCAACAUAAGGAAAGACUCAGUGGGUGAGACUCGUAUUGCACUGUUGUGUGGAAGUUCAUGUGUUAGAAACUUUGAUACUUUUGUUUCCUAGUCGGAACAUGUCUUUAGUCAAACUCUAUGUGCUUGCAUUUGCUCCUUUUCGCCUUUCAAACCGGCAUUGCUUAAUCUUCUUGGUUAUGAAGACUUUUAUCUUAGAAUUUCCCAGAUGUAUAUACUACUAUGAUAUAAUCUUGAAAAUCGUGUACGAUUGUGUCUUUGCUGAUA